AUAUUCUCAGAGUCGGCUUUAUCCAGAUGAGGAAAAAGCUUCUUCGGAUGUGGAAGACAUGGAGAAAAUUCAGCUGUUCUUCGAAAAAAUGGUGCCACUAGACGAAGAGGACCAAGAUGUAGGCAUAUUUGCUGGGAGACCAAAACUUGUCGGGACAUGUGGCAUCUUUGAUGGGAGAAUAGGCAAGGGAGAUUCAGAAUUAAGGACAAGAGUAGCUUGCCUUAUCGACGAUCGGAGAUGA
Messenger RNA from Ilex paraguariensis (yerba mate), 241 nucleotides. NCBI's taxonomy places the organism in Eukaryota, Viridiplantae, Streptophyta, Magnoliopsida, Aquifoliales, Aquifoliaceae. The record is from the annotation of a GenBank genome assembly.